AGGAGCACGUGGACGAAGUCGCGCGCAAUCAUCUGAAAUCGCUGAGUCGUGCAAGAUGACUCGAUACCGGGAAUGGUACCCCAACCUGUCUGUGAUAACACGGGUUUGCGAGAGCUCUUCAGACCCGAGUGGCUCUGCUGUAAUGAGAGAGGUGUGGAGCACUGAAAGCUCAUACACAGAUCAUGGCGGCAGCUGGUUGGGCGUGCGUCGAGGUUGGGGGUCCAUCAAGGCUCGUCUACACAGUGAUUCAGUCGCCAGAGCCCCAGAGCCGCUCGGGCCGGUUCCCCGCAGCAGGCUUCAAGACGGCAGUGUUGAUGUGUCUGUGAUGGCUAGUCAGUAUGGGAAGUCACAACACAGAUUUAUUCCAUAUGGACGUACCAGUCGGAGAGGAGAGGGGUGGAUGGGCAAGAUUGGAGUGGGAAACACACACAGAUUCAGAGCAGAAGAUGCACAGAGAGGAGGAAAAAAUUGGUUUAAAAUCACAAUCCCACAGGGAAAAAAGUAUGAUAAGAAAUGGCUUCUAACCUCAUUACAGAAUCUCUGCCCCAUUGCAUUUAUUCCUUUACAUUACUCCACAGAGGGACAUAAAGUUAAUUUCUAUCUGGAGGAUGCUGCUGCUGCCAGCGCUUUGUGCAAACUCACACGCAGAGUCACAGACAGCGAAGGGAACCGGGUGGCCGUGUUUAUGAACAGUUGUUCCACUCCCGCUUUCUUCCAAAGUGAGCUGAAGCCACAAGAUCUGGAGCAUUUGAAGCAUUGCAUGUCCAAACGCUUUGACGAUUCUCAGAAGUCUCUCGACCUCAACAGCAUCCGCACUGAUCCAGACCUGGUUUCCCAUAAUAUCGAGGUGAUCUUAAAUCAAGAAAACUGCAUGCAAGCUGUGAUCAGAAUCAUACAGGAGAAUAUCCCAGAGUUGUUGUGUUUGAAUCUGAGUAACAACAAGCUGUGUAAGCUGACUGACAUUGCCACACUUGUGAACAAAGCCCCUAACCUGCAGUCCCUGAACCUGUCUCAUAAUGAGCUGAAGUCGGAGCAAGAGCUGGAUAAAGUGAAGCGGUUCAGGCUGGUGGAGCUCUGGUUGGACAGGAACCCUCUGUGUGACGACUUCAGAGAUCAGACCACAUACAUCAGUGCUGUUCGAGAGAGAUUUCCCAGGCUUCUCAGAUUGGACGGUCAUGUGCUUCCACCUCCAAUCUGCUUUGACGUGGAAACGCGCACAAACAUCCCUCCUUGCAAGGGCAGCCACUUUGUAUCGAAUGAAAUCCAGAGUCUCAUUCAGCGUUUUCUGCAACAUUAUUACUGUGUUUAUGACUCUGGGGACCGACAGCUGCUGCUGGAGGCAUAUCACGAUGAUGCCUGUUUCUCUCUCAGUCUGCCAUCUAUAAACCAUCUCUCCAGGUUAAAAAACUACCGUGAACACAGCCGCAACAUCAAGAACAUCAAAGAUCCCUCUGCUCGGUUUCACCUGCUAAAACGUUCCCGGCUGACUGUAGUCGCCUUCCUCAGCGAGCUCCCAAACACCCAGCAUGACAUGAACUCAGUCAACGUUGAUGUCAACACAUACUCGAGCACUCUAUUAGCAUUCACAGUGAGCGGAGUGUUUAGAGAAGCUGAUGACAAAUUGAGAGACGGCGUUAAAGCUUUCUCCAGAGUCUUCAUCACAGUUCCAGCUCGGAAUUCUGGUCUGUGCAUUGUGAACGAUGAGCUCUUUGUGAGGAGCGCCACCAGCGAGGAGAUACGCUGCGCAUUUGCGGCGCCAGCCCUCUCGAAUAGCCCAGUGCCGACCACCCUCACCGCAUCUCAGCAGGAAAUGCUCUCCGCUUUCUCCCAGAUGUCUGAAAUGAAGCUGGAAUGGUCUCAAAAGUGUCUGCAGGACAAUGCGUGGGAUUUUCACAGAGCUGCUCAGAUUUUCACAGAACUCAAGGCUCAAUUAAAGAUCCCAGAAGCUGCUUUCAUAAAAUGAAAACAACAUUCAGAAAUUCUUAUGUACAUAGUUUUAUUUGUUGUUUAGCAGGCAUGUAAUUGUGUUAAACUAAAAUGAGAAACAAACUUGUUUUAUAUUAAUUAUAGUGUUUUAGUUGUUUUUUGUUUUUUUAAAGGUUUAUGCUUGAUAAAAUUACAGCACUGUUCCUGCAUUCGUUUUAAAAGCACUUUUUCUGUUUUAAUUGUGAUGUCUUUGCUGAGCUUUUGUUUAUGUUGUUAAAUGUGAUGUUUUCACAGCAAUAAAGUUUGUUUACUCAGCAA
Molecule: messenger RNA, 2244 nt
Organism: Puntigrus tetrazona (Sumatra barb)
Lineage: Eukaryota; Metazoa; Chordata; Actinopteri; Cypriniformes; Cyprinidae
Gene: nxf1a
Product: nuclear RNA export factor 1a
Exons: 22
Coding region: 56-1963 (635 amino acids)
Biological process (GO): poly(A)+ mRNA export from nucleus
Cellular component (GO): nucleus; cytoplasm
Molecular function (GO): protein binding; RNA binding
Source: RefSeq, a predicted model, not a curated record